CAGACAGAACCUCUAGUCAAGAAUAGCCUCGUUAUGUACUGUCUUAGCUAAGUAUAUCCAGGUUUCCAGGUGCUCCAACCAGGGAUCCUGGUUAUCUCCGUCAUUAAUCCCCCACUCGGCGCGCAAUGCCGAAGAUCUCCCCAAUCAAGCAGCUGCCCGACGCCCACGAUGACGGAAUCUGGGCGGCCGCGUGGGCGCCGCCGACGGACUCCCGGCCGCAGGCGGUGCUGCUGACGGGAUCCGUCGACGAGACGGUGCGCGUGUGGUCCGGCGACGAUCUGACGGGCGUGCGAACGAACAGCGGCCACACGCUGGGUGUGGUGGCGCUAGCCGCCUGUCCAUCCAGCUCCAGAGCGGCGUCCUCCUCGCUGGACUGCUUUGUGCGGGUCUUUGACGUCGAUUCCAACGCCACCAUCGUCACCCUGGAAGCACCCCCGGCUGAGACAUGGCAGCUGGCCUUCCACCCCCAG
Molecule: messenger RNA, 470 nt
Organism: Closterium sp. NIES-67
Lineage: Eukaryota; Viridiplantae; Streptophyta; Zygnematophyceae; Desmidiales; Closteriaceae
Source: the annotation of a GenBank genome assembly